UGAUCCGGCGGAUCCUCCUGGGGAGGCCGGGCCGGGGAGAGGGCGCGGGCGCCGAGCGGCGGGGGCACCGGGCGGGCGCGGCGACCGGGGCCGGGGCGGGGAUCCGGGCAGCGACAGAGGCGGCGGCAGCGCCCCGGGCCCGCCGCCCCCUCCCCUCCGGCGAGGGGAGCCGCUGCAUGGGGCCGGGGGGACGGCCCUGCUGCGCGGAGCGGCGGCGACGGCGGCGGACCCCCCAGGCGGGCUGGGGCUGAGCCCGGGGCCGGGGCAGGGGCUCCGGGGGGACCAUGCCCGGAGGCCGGCCGGCCGCAGCAUGGCUCACGGGCCCGGCGCGCUGAUGCUCAAGUGCGUGGUGGUCGGCGACGGGGCGGUGGGCAAGACGUGCCUACUCAUGAGCUAUGCCAACGACGCCUUCCCGGAGGAGUACGUGCCCACCGUCUUCGACCACUACGCAGUCAGCGUCACCGUGGGGGGCAAGCAGUACCUCCUGGGACUCUAUGACACGGCCGGACAGGAAGACUAUGACCGUCUGAGGCCUUUAUCUUACCCAAUGACCGAUGUCUUCCUUAUAUGCUUCUCUGUGGUCAAUCCAGCCUCAUUUCAAAAUGUCAAAGAGGAGUGGGUACCAGAACUUAAGGAAUAUGCACCAAAUGUACCCUUUUUAUUAAUAGGAACUCAGAUUGAUCUCCGAGAUGACCCCAAAACUUUAGCAAGACUGAAUGAUAUGAAAGAAAAACCUAUAUGUGUGGAGCAAGGACAGAAACUAGCAAAAGAGAUAGGAGCAUGCUGCUAUGUGGAAUGCUCAGCUUUAACCCAGAAGGGAUUGAAGACUGUUUUUGAUGAGGCUAUCAUAGCCAUUUUAACUCCAAAGAAACACACAGUAAAAAAAAGAAUAGGAUCAAGAUGUAUAAACUGUUGUUUGAUUACGUGAGAAACAUCUUCAGUGGCCAAGGAAACUGUCCAUUUCUCUCAGAAAGCAUAGGAAAUGCUACAGCUAUACCCAGACCUCUUAUAGAUAAUGAAGCAGUUUAAAACUUGAAAGAAAAAAAACAAACCUGUCCUCAGAAUUCCGUAAAGUUCAUUAAGAAUGUUUCUUAAAGGUCUAAGAAGCAGUAAACAGCAUCUGAAGCCACAAUCUAUUAUAAAUACUUUAUUUCAACUAGAAGGUACAAUCUCUCAGGGGUUUCAUAGUUUAAAAAGCUACAAUCACAUCAUGUAACUACAUAAAAAACAGUGCUGUAAAUGGAGCUGCUUGCCUUUGACCACAUACAUUUCUGCACAGCCCAUAUGGAAUCUGCACAAAGAAAUAUCUUCUCCCUUUGCUCCAAUUAAUUGUUCUUGUACGUAAGUUGCUUUCUAUUCCAGUAUAUCCAGAGUGGUGAAGUAACAAGGCCAGCCACAUAGCCAAAGGUCGCUCCAAGCGUACAGGAGAUGGGCCAUACCUGAGGAGAGAAUGUAUGAGAUCAAGAAAGAACAAAUGUUUUAUUAUUACUUGAGCACAAGUGUAACCUAAAUAUUUCUAUAUUAAAGCUUAAUGUGCUUUCUUAAAGAAUGCCAAAAGUGUAAUAAGGUCAUAACUGCAUUUAUCAUGAACACUAAAAAAUGUACACAUUUUGGUUAAUGUGCAUUAAACUGUAACAAGGCUUCUGGCAAUUGUAGAUUUAGUUUGAUGCUCCCCAAUCUGCAUGAGAUACAUGCUAAAAUUACAAAUUAAAAUUUUGGGUCAGAUUUUGCCAUAAUCCUGGGUUCAAUUUAGCUCUCUGAAUUAGCUGGUAUUUUUUUUUUUUUAAUUCCCACAUGGCUGUGUAUUAUCAAAUGAAAUUAGAAAUGUGUAUGCUGAUCAAACCACAAGAAACUUUCUUAAAUUGUGUUAAAGAGAAAAGACCUAGAAUCCAAGCAUGUUACGUGGAAUGUAUAACAGAGCAGCUGCUUCCACUUUUCAGAUAUAGAUGUUGGAACCAUAGCAGAAGUUCUAGAACUACAACUUAUGUACACACCUAGAGUGUAACUUAAACAAAAUAUUGGCUUCGGAUGGCAAUUUUCUCCAGCCAUAUUACAUUUCAAAAUUGUACAUCAAGCAAGAAGUAAUGUUGAUUUAUUUUAUUCACAAGCAGUGCGUGUUGGUCCCUAGCUUUAAGGCUCAGCUUAAAAAAAAAAAUAGUUGGAGACAAAUUUUCACAUUCAUCUGUGAAGCUUAUCUGGUAUACUGGAGCCAUUUCUAAUCUUCUCUGGGGGGAAUAGGCCAAAGAACUGUGUUAGAGGUGAACCAUCUUACUUACUAGUUCUAUUACCUAAUUCAGCUUCUUUGUUUGGUCUGGUGUGGAUUUGCCAUAUUCCAAAUGCCAUGCAACAGACAAUAGUGUUAGAGCUUCCGUAUGAACAACCUAACACAGUUUAGAGAAACAUAAUCUAAUCCAUAAUUUUUUUUCUAGUCUUUCCUAUGUUUAAACUUGCUGUUUCCUAAAUUAUGAUUUCUUUAUAUCUUUGGUGGGCUUCUUCUGUUAAUUUCCAUGACUUGAGCUUAUAGCUAUGUCUACUGCACAGACUGGGUAAUGGAACACUAAACUUUUAUACUUGAAAAUGACAGCCUUAAAUGCUCAUAUCAGUCACAAAUCUAGGAUGUACUGUCUUGUUGUAUGUAAGCUUUGUAGAGAUUUUUAGAAAAUAUAAGCAUCAUCUUCCCCAUUGAAGAGUGGAGAGAGUCUAGUGGAUAACUAACUAUUCAGAAGUUUUCUCUCUGAAUUGGACACUGGAUGUCUUUAUCCCAAGAAAUGGUGGUUCACAUUAAGUAUCAUGGCCUUAUGUAUGCUCAAAUAGAAUCUUAUGUAACUUGUUUAAUUUUGGUCUGUUAUUUUUAGGUAGAAUUGAAAAGAAUUGUAUAAAUCAAUUAAAAUAUGCGCUAAAUUGUCCAACACAUGGUAAAAAAGGAAUUAAGACAGUAAAGUAUUAUACAUUUCCAACUUGC
This is a messenger RNA of Propithecus coquereli (Coquerel's sifaka), 2962 nucleotides long. RefSeq names its product ras homolog family member Q (gene RHOQ). The transcript is spliced from 5 exons. The coding region runs from base 311 to 928 and encodes 205 amino acids. Gene Ontology annotation, biological process: small GTPase-mediated signal transduction; cortical actin cytoskeleton organization. Gene Ontology annotation, molecular function: GTPase activity; GTP binding. The record is from RefSeq and is a predicted model, not a curated record. Lineage: Eukaryota; Metazoa; Chordata; Mammalia; Primates; Indriidae.